Molecule: messenger RNA, 1045 nt
Organism: Rhodamnia argentea
Lineage: Eukaryota; Viridiplantae; Streptophyta; Magnoliopsida; Myrtales; Myrtaceae
Product: two-component response regulator ARR5-like
Exons: 6
Coding region: 316-993 (225 amino acids)
Biological process (GO): cytokinin-activated signaling pathway; phosphorelay signal transduction system
Source: RefSeq, a predicted model, not a curated record
GGUGGAUUUCGCAAAGAUAUCACGUAGAAAUAAGGAUCUUUCUGAGAAUCUCGCCUUUAUCUGCUUCCUUCCAUUCAAUUGAAAAGGCAAAAUCACCAAGAUCUUCUCUUUUCUCUUUUUCUCUGUUCUUGUUUUUUUUUUCCCCUCCCUGUUUCCACUUCCUCUGCUAUAAAGACCCGUCACUGCGACAUCCCUCUUUCUUCCUCAUUCAUUUAUUGAGACCCUCUGCAAGAAAUCGGGCAUUAGUACAGUUUCAUCACCAUCAAGAAAAGGGGAAAAGCGGGUUCUUUGCUCAAUCUUUCAUUGCAAGCCUUCAUGACGAUGGCCGGCGAGAUUCUCCGGCGUCAAUCGCCGGCGGAGGUCGCUGUGUGUGGUGGGUCAGCUCAGGAGCUGCAUGUUCUUGCGGUGGAUGAUAGUCUUGUGGACAGGAAAGUCAUUGAGAAGCUGCUCAAGAGAUUGUCUUGUAAAGUUACUGCUGUGGACAGUGGAUUAAGGGCUUUGCAGUUUCUGGGAUUGGAUGGAGAGAAGAGCUCUGUCGGAUUUGAUGAUCUGAAGGUUAAUCUGAUAAUGACUGAUUACUCCAUGCCGGGGAUGACUGGAUAUGAGCUUCUUAAGAAGAUCAAGGAAUCAUCAGCUUUCAGAGAAACACCAGUGGUUAUCAUGUCCUCCGAAAGAAUCCUCGCCCGCAUUAACCGAUGUCUAGAGGAAGGAGCAGAGGAAUUUCUUGCAAAGCCAGUGCAACUGUCCGAUGUUCAGCGCCUGAAGAAUUUCGUGAUGGGAGGGGGAGAAGUUUGCUCGGACAGAAGAAUCAACAAGAGAAGACUCGAAGAAAACAAUGAUGGCCUCAGCAGCGACGGUGAUCAUGCCCCAUCACCGGUGUCGCCACUGUGCAGUUGUGACCGGGCAGUGUGCUCAUCUUCAUCAUCUGAUUCUUCGUCGCCAUCUAUAGCUGUGUGUUCAUCAAAGAGGCUUAAAAUACAUCGUCGAGAUUGAACAGAUAUUCAUUCGUAUAUAACAGAAUUCGAUUCAUUGUUGUUUCUUUGGU